This is a messenger RNA of Panicum virgatum (switchgrass), 748 nucleotides long. RefSeq lists its product as uncharacterized. The transcript is spliced from 2 exons. NCBI's taxonomy places the organism in Eukaryota, Viridiplantae, Streptophyta, Magnoliopsida, Poales, Poaceae. The record is from RefSeq and is a predicted model, not a curated record. The coding region runs from base 68 to 439 and encodes 123 amino acids.
UGAUGCCCCUGCUAACCCCAGCGGUAGCCCAUUCUUGCUUCUCACCUCACUAACGAGAGACGACCAAAUGGCUGGUUCCAUUUUUGCUAAGCUGCAUACGUCCGCCCCUGGAGAAGCUUUUCGUGCGGCCAUGGCUGGAGGAGCAGGAGGAGGAGAGGGCGUACCUGCGCCUGGUGGCACCUGCCAGAGGAAUCUGCCGGCACAGGCUCGACACAAGAACGAGGCAAGGCCGGCGUACACCGUCCCCGGCGUCCCCAUGCCCAUCUGGCCAGCUCUGGAGCUGCAGGCAACGCGGCCAGAGGCCCCUCCGUCCCCAUCUCGGCAGGGGCUCAAGGCCAAGGCCAAGGCCAAGGCUGGUGAGAUGAAGGAUAGAGUGGACAAGGCAUUGCACCAGAAGUUUUCUUCGAUUAUCUUGGGAAACAAAGACAAAACGAAGUGAGACGGUCGAACUGUGGGGAGCAAUCAAUUGUUGAUGUUUGAAGUCUGAAGAUCAGCCAGGAUAUUGCCAUAGUGGUGCGUGGAUGAAUAGAACGUACAGUCUUGGCUCUUCACCAUUUCGUUAGCAUCAGAGCAUGUGUGUUUAAUUAGUUCAGUAUGUCUUUUCAAAAGAAAAAGUUCAGCGUGCCAAGUCUACUUGUAUGCGUACUGCUGCAUGCGUGUGGUGUGCAUGUAUGUAUGCCAAACUUGACAUGGACAUGUCUAGUGAGAUGAACUAGUCAAGCAACUAGAACGAAAUGGCUUUUGUCGU